UUCUUCCGGUUUGUUUUGUACUGUGACCGCGGUGCGGCGCUAUACGAUCUUUGCUGUGACUGUGUAGUGUAGGUUUAGCCUAUGUUGGCCUAGGCCUAGUUAGAAAGUGUUAACAUACACGUAGUUAUUAUGAGUGGUUACAAUUCAGUAUGAAGGAAGAUGCAAAAAUAUCAUCUGGCAACUCUGGCGCUAAUCAAGUAAAUGACCAUUUUCCUCAAACGAUUGGAAAUGGAUUUGCAAAUCUUGCUCUGGGGCCCAGUUCAAGAGAGUUUAGUCGAGCCGUUUCGGAGUGGGUUUGGCAAUACCAAAUGCAUUAUUUUUCACACACAAAUGUUCUUGGUUACAAUGACUUUUCCACUUCAGGUGUUCAUUUGAGGACAAAUGUGUCUACCACUGGCAAUAAUACUCAGAAUGCUAAUAUAACUUCACCGAAUUCUUCCGUAAAUGGAAACCCUAUUUUGGCCAACAACCCACCUUUCCUAGCCCCACAACAACAUCCAUUCCAACAACCACAGAUUCCCCCUACUACUACAGGUCAUCAUGGUCGAACCGAUAGCAGCCAACAAAAUGCCGAACAGUCUGCUGGUCAAGAGUAUACUGUUCCUUCUUUGCACCGAAGACUGUUGGCAGAAUUCAUAGACUUUUUAUUCUUAUUUACUAUGAAGCUUGUUGUAUCUGUGUUCAUCAUUGAAUAUGUUGGUGUUUCAGACACAGCAAGUUUCAUGAUGAAGUUUCUUGUAGAGGAGCUAGAUGAACAGGCUACAAUGGAAGAUCUCCAGCAGAUGUUGUUCAUGGCCCUACUGUAUCGAUUUUUUGUAUGCAUGUAUGAGACAAUAUUUGUGAAGACGACUGUGAGGUUCGGAGGUGCUACCCCUGGCAAGUAUUUCAUGGGUCUGCGUGUGGUUACUUGUGAUAGAGUGCAGAAUAUUGGUGGUAAUAAAGUGAUCAUCCAACCUGCCGGCAAUGUCAGCUUCACUCAGUCAUUCCUUAGGGCUUUCAUCAAGAAUUUCUCAAUGGCAUUCUUCUUUCCCGUAUGUAUUACAGUGUUUUUUAACCCUAGUUUUCGAGCUGCUUAUGAUGUUAUUUGUCGAACCAUGGUAGUGUCUGAUCCUAACUGGCCACAGAAUCUUAGACAACAUCGAAGAAGAUAGUUUGUGAUACUUAAUCAAUUUAGGUGCUAAUUGCUUCCUAAAUGUGUUUUGAAAUAUGUUUGUAAAUAUUUUAACAAGAAUAGUCUGUAUUUUAUUUUACCAUAAUGUCAAAGUUUGUAGUGUUUAUUAAUGUACACACCAAUAGCACACUUAGGACAGGUUACACAGAUGUUGCUGCAGAGCACUAUGGGAUUGCUCAGGAGACCUAACAGCAAAUGAAAACCUUUGAACUAUGGUGUUCAACAUUAUGUUUUUGCAAGUACUGUAGAGUAUCUACUAACAUUUUGUUUCAAGUGUUAUUAUUAAUUUGGUAUGAUUACAACAAGAAGCAAUAUUUUAAAUAUAAUGCCACUAAAAGCAAAAAUAUUAGAAAAGAAUGAAACCAUUAUUCCCCAAAACCAUUUUUUCAAAACCGCUGUUACAAACAAGAAUCAUGUCAAGAGACACAGAUAUUGAUUUGAUUUGAUUUAUUUAAUAUCAACUUAAUAACAUCACAAAACUGGAAAAACAGAAUACAAAGAAACAACAUAGAGAAAACAGGUCAUCAGUGUUGAUAUCUCUAAAUCCCAAUAAAAGAUAUAUUUCCAGAGUGUUUUUUUUUUGUACAAUAUUGGUGUGGUGCUGAGAAAAGAUCCCUGCAGUGACCUUAAUUAUUGUACUAUUGAAUAUUUUUAAAAUUAUAUAAAACUGUGUUGCAUAAUUUCAAAUCUAUACUCAAGGCUGUGACAACGUGAGGCACUAUAUAAAUCCAAAAUGAUCUACAGUACUUGCAUAUGUCAGGACCACUGAUCUGUACUAUAAUAGCAGGAUUGCUCAUGGGCUCGUUUUAGUGAGGCCAUCAACGCCAUGUUGGAGGGCCUAAAUGACGUAUCUGUUUAGACAAGUUUCUUUUGGUAUUUGUUUGAAUUAUUUUUUUAUUUUUUUAUUUUUUUUUUAUUCAUUUCAAGACACAAUGAACAUUAACAGUUACAAAAACGAGAAAAAAAAAUACAUUAUAACUGAAAUUAAUACAAGAUGAUUCGAUUUGAUAUAAAAAUAAGUAUUUAAAAAAUUAGAGAAACAAAACUAAAAUAAAUUAAACUAAACUAAACUAGAGAAUGAUUUGUUUGAAUUAUUGUUAAAAAUAACGAUUCUUGAAAUAUUUUUUUAUAAUAAAAUUACAUUUAACUUAAUGAUUAUUUUUCAAAUCAUCUAACCACUUGACUUGACUGUUUAGGCAAUUUUAAAAAGGGCAAGAAGUUAUUUGUGUUGUUAGUGAUCGACGUCACUGUAACAACGCGACUUCGCCUGCGCUUUUGUAAACUGCAUACUGUAAACAAUCGCGUCGAGCGGUUAGAUGAUGUGAAAAAAAAUCUUGCGUUAAAUUUAGAUUUAUUAUUGAAAACUAUUGCAAGAAUCGUUAUUUUUAACAAUAAUUUAAACAAAUGCAAAAAGAAACUUAUCACGUAUACGCCCGCCAAUGUGGCGUCAGUGGCUUUUUGUACAAGGAUUCAAUCCAGCUACUAUAGUAGAGAUCAGUGGUCAGGACACAAAGAAAAAGGAAACCAUACUUUAUUUUCACCCAUGUCAAUGGACCUUUCCCAAGUGUCAAUCAAACUUAGCAAUUGACCAAUCAGAACAGGGCCAGGAAUACUGGCGUUAUAACAACCACACGUGUUUUCCCACAAAAACAUGUGUUUGUGUAUGUUGUAACACUGUCGUUUUGUGGGACUUCAGCAACAAUAUUCAUUGGGCAGGGCUUAGUGGAAAGGUCCAUUAUACGUGCCUACAGCAAGGGAUGUACAGUACUCUAUAUGUAAAUGUAAGUCAUGAGUAGCAAAAUAAAAUGUAUUGUAUGGAAAUGCAAA
Messenger RNA from Anneissia japonica, 2998 nucleotides. Its product is annotated as protein FAM8A1-like. Lineage: Eukaryota; Metazoa; Echinodermata; Crinoidea; Comatulida; Comatulidae. The transcript is spliced from 5 exons. The coding region runs from base 150 to 1151 and encodes 333 amino acids. The record is from RefSeq and is a predicted model, not a curated record.